AUGAGCACCAAGUCGUCGUGGUGGUCAUCCUGGCGAUCCUCGAUCCAGCCUACGCGCGAGACACGCCGCCACCGGUCGACCACCACCGCCGCCGCCUCACCCGAAUCGAGAGGGGCCAUCAUAUCACGUCCUUUCAGAGUGGGCACCCGUCCCUCCCGUCAACAGCGUCCUUCGCUGGAUUGCGUGUUCACGCUCGAACCGACCAGAGCCACCAUCACGCGGGCUGAACCGGCAGCCCCGCCCGUCACCCUGUCAGUGAGCGUCUCACAUUCUCAUGGCGAAGACAAGCCCCAACUUGCGGCGGCUGCGACACGAGCCGCCACGCACACCCUGGCCGAGGCCGAACACGAGAUACCUCUGGAAACAGUACGCACCUCCAAAGCAGGAGGUCAUGACCAGCCCGAGAGCACAUCUAAAAGUCGACGAAUCAUGCGCAAGCCGUCCGAUCUGUCAAGUUUCACUUCCAAGCUGGUCAGACAAUUGCUGCGUGAGUUCAUCGUCAUCAGCCAGGUCCGACACAGACGGCAGAAGCGGAUCAGAGGCGACGUCAAUAGAGCGGCACGAAUAAGAAGUUCAUAAUUUUGCAACCGAUGCGAAAACUAACAGGUGGACUACCUUGUUGACUCGCAGUGGAAGGGAUUAGCUGGGCUGAUGGAUUGCCGAACAUACCUAGUGAGGCCGAACACUGCCACAGCCUCCUGGAGGUCCCGACUUACCCUGCUUCACGGGACCUUACCCUGCUUCAUCCCACAGCCCCGCACACAUCACCCAAGGCUUCGACAACCACACUUUCCACAUUCUCCCGUUUCAAAGACAGGGAGCUCCCCUUGAUACCCACACGCCCUGCAUCUCGUUCCUCCACAUGGGCGGGCAAGAGUUUCGAGGCCGGCGGGGGCAGCCACAGCUCGCUCGCAUUAGAUUCUUACGCGUCAAGUCUCGCCCAUCAUUCUUCAGAGUACACUCAGAGGACAUCACGUCGAGCUAACGACGUGGGGUACAAGUGGUGCGGAAUGAUCCGACGAGUCGCUCGCAGGAAAUCCACUCCAGCUGCUGCUAUCAAGACGAUCGCUUCGCUCGGCCAGAACUGGUCCCACAAGGAUGCGACGCUCGACACAUGUUGUUCCCGGCCCAGUAUCAGUAUUAGUUCGCCAAUGACAAGAGUUGUCUUCUUGGCGCACGACGACAUCGAAGAUGGAUGGGUCGUCCUCGGCGAAACCAUUGUCAGUGCAAAGCUGAACGCGGCCGAGCUCGAAAGAGCCCCGAGGGCAAAUCUCGGAACAGACCAAUGA
This is a messenger RNA of Microbotryum saponariae, 1289 nucleotides long. NCBI's taxonomy places the organism in Eukaryota, Fungi, Basidiomycota, Microbotryomycetes, Microbotryales, Microbotryaceae. The record is from the annotation of a GenBank genome assembly.